Messenger RNA from Oxyura jamaicensis (ruddy duck), 1354 nucleotides. Its product is annotated as class I histocompatibility antigen, F10 alpha chain-like. The record is from RefSeq and is a predicted model, not a curated record. Gene Ontology annotation, cellular component: external side of plasma membrane. The transcript has 8 exons. Bases 49 to 1122 code for a protein of 357 amino acids. Gene Ontology annotation, biological process: immune response. Lineage: Eukaryota; Metazoa; Chordata; Aves; Anseriformes; Anatidae.
CGCAGCGGAGCCGCCAAUCGGGUCUCGGGGCGGGGCCAGAGCCGGGGAAUGCCUUCGAGCUCCGCGGGCAGCUCGGGGCACAGCGCGACCAUGGGGCCGGGACGGGCGCGGGUCCUGGCCCUGGGGCUGCUGCUGGGGGUCCUGGGCGGAGCAGCGAGCGAGCCCCACUCCCUGCGAUAUUUCUACACGUCGGUGUCGGAGCCGGGCCUGGGGCUGCCGCAGUUCGUGACCGUGGGGUACGUGGACGGGGAGAUCUUCGUGCGCUAUGACAGCGAGACCAGAAGGACGGAUGCCAUGAUGGACUGGAUGGCGGCCAUCGAUGACCCGCAGUACUGGGAGAGGAACACCCAGAUCUUUCAGAACUCUGAGCAGAUUUUCCGCAUGGGCCUGGACACGCUGCGGGAGCGCUACAACCAGAGCAGGGGCUUUCACACAUGGCAGCGUAUGUAUGGCUGUGACCUCCUAGAAGACGGUAGCAUCAGGGGGUUUGACCAGUAUGGCUACGAAGGAAGAGACUUCAUUGCCUUUGACAAAGACACGCUGACGUUCACUGCAGCGGACGCUGGGGCACAAGUCACCAAGAGGAAGCAGGAGGAGGAAGGGACUUAUGCUGAGCGGAUGAAGCACUACCUGGAGAACACCUGCAUUGAGUGGCUGAGGAAAUACGUGAGCUAUGGGAAGGCCGUGCUGGAGAGGAGAGAGCGCCCUGAGGUCCGAAUUUCGGGGACGGAAGCUGGCAAGACCCUGACCUUGUCCUGCCGUGCUCACGGCUUCUACCCGCGGCCCAUCGUCAUCAGCUGGCUGAAGGACGGCAUGGUCCAGGAGCAGGAGACCCAGAGGGGGAGCAUCGUGCCCAACAAUGACGGCACCUACCAUGCCUGGGCCACCAUCGACGUCCCGCUGGAGGACAGGGACAAGUACCAGUGCCGCGUGGAGCACGCCAGCCUGCCCCAGCCCGGCCUCUUCUCGUGGGAGCCACAGUCCAACCUGAUCCCCAUCGUGGCAGGGGUGGUGGCUGUCAUUGUCGUGGCUAUCAUCCUUGCCCUGGCUGGAUUCGCUGUCUGGAAGAGCAAGCAGGGUAAAGUGCCUGGGCGGGGAAGAAAGAGAAGGGCUACAACAUAGCACCAGGCAACGACGGGGGAUCCAACAGCUCGAACACAGGGAGCAACCCCAGUGUCUAACCACUCUGCUUCAGCCCAUGAGGAACCAGAUUUGUGCUGCUGCUGGAUGUGGCCCCGUUCCCCCACCCUCUCCCAACUCCUACCUGCUACCGCAAGAGCACCGCUACAGCGUAAUUGCAUCUGCACACCUUCAAACAAAAUAAACAACCCAAGAUUUGCUGAUUUGCCACAAA